GCCAAUGUUAUUCUUACUCCUAAACUAGCCCACAGUCCAUCUUCUGAAAUUUGGACUUCUACACAAUUAUUUCGAAAAAUUUGCUGCAAAGUUCUGGUACUGGAGGGGCCGGGCAUACGUGUACAUUAUCGACGUAUGUAACGUUCUGUUGAGGGCACGAAACGUUCAGGUUUGGAAAGAAGAUGUAGUCAUUUUUCGUUCUGGGUUAUUGCCCUUAUCAGCAGGCUGACUAUUCAGGCUUUUUAACCUUCGACUUGUCUUAAAAACACUGCGGACAAAGUUGGUCAAACAACCCUUUACCAGUUGCACAUCGGUUUUUUGCUUUGCCAUGGCAACAAGAGGGAUACUGAGCCUUCGUUUUAAUCAAGAUCAUGGUUGCUUUUCCUGUGCAAUGGAAGGAGGCCUGCGAAUUUAUAACAUAGAACCCUUGGCAGAGAAAUUAAGAUUGGACAAAGAUGAAGUUGGUAGUGUUGCACAGGUUGAGAUGCUGCACAGGACCAAUCUGAUUGCCGUUGUAGGUGGAGGUGCUAUGCCCAAGUUUGCUGAGAAUACCAUCCUCAUUUGGGAUGACGCUAAAAAGAAGUUUGUCUUGGAGUUGACAUUUCCCUCCAUCGUACUUGCUGUUAGACUUCGAAGAGACAAGAUUAUAGUCGUCCUGAGAACUAGAAUAUUUGUGUACAGCUUCCCACAAAAUCCACAGAAAUUGUUCUCGUUUGACACAAAGCCAAAUCCAAGAUCAGGUCUUUGUGAGGUCAGUCCCAGUAGUGACAAACAACUCUUGAUCUUUCCUGGUCACAAGCAAGGCAGCAUACAGCUAGCUGAUCUUGCAAACACGGAACCAGGGACAUCAAGUUCACCGGUAACCAUCAAUGCACAUCAGACUGACAUUGCCUGCCUUGCCGUGAACCAGGAGGGAACACUGGUAGCCACAGCAUCUGUUAAGGGAACUCUGAUCCGAGUAUUUGACACAUCCUCAAGGAAGCUACUGGUUGAGCUACGAAGAGGGGCGGACCCUGCAACACUGUAUUGCAUCAAUUUCAGCAAUGACUCGGCGUACCUGUGUGCCUCAAGUGAUAAAGGAACAGUCCACAUAUUUGCCCUGAAAGACACUUCAUUAAACCGUCGAUCAACCUUUUCCAAGAUGGGUUUCUUGGGCCAAUAUGUGGAGUCCCAGUGGGGUCUUGCUAAUUUUACCGUUCCUGCUGAAUCGGCUUGUGCGUGUGCCUUUGGACAACAGACAUCCGUUAUUGCUGUCUGCGUGGAUGGAACCUUUCACAAGUACGUCUUCACUCCCGAUGGCAACUGCAACCGGGAGUCUUAUGAUGAAUAUUUGGAAAUAGGGGAUGAUGACGAGUUCUAACUUUGUAGACAGAUGUGUGGAAGAAUGCAUCUUCCUAAUGAUGCAUUUGGAAUUAUUGUCAAGGAUAUAAAGUUAUAAAUGGACACGCUUGCUCAGAGGGAUCAUUCACACCGUGAUGGGUUGGUCAAGAAUGGGGUGUAAUUUUUAAUACAACUUCCAUUCCUGAAGUUAAGGAAAACACUGUUCAUGUACAUGUAUCAGCCUUGAUAAACUUUAAUGUAGUUCUUAAAAACUCACAAUUAUGGCCACUUUUGGUAACUUUCAUCUUAAAGUCUUUAAGACCAAAAAAAUAAUUUACAACUUAAUUUCAGUAUCAUCUGCAGAUUUGCAGUACACAACAAGAAAUAUGAAGUCUGGUAAUCCUGUAUUUGUUUUCAAGUCGUAGAAUGGAACUAAAUUUAUAACUCUAAAUGACAAGUCAAUUCCACUCCAAAGUAACCAAGUGGCCCAUUUCUUCUUUUGUGAUCUUGUAGCUUGUACCUGUAUCUAUAAGCCUAUAUCACUUCUUGGAUUUUAAUGAUGCGUUUGGGAUAGUGAGGCUACACGUUAAUGAACAACAACCGUAUAUACAUACAGCAUUAUGUAAUCCGAAUAAUGCAAUGCAGUGAGGAAUCCUUCUAUGUUCAAAUAUAAAGGAUUAUAAAUGAACAGUAUGCUAACAGUUUAGUGUACAGCAAUAUUUCUUGAGCUGCAAAUACAAGAAAAACAGUAAUUACACGUAGAUGUACAACAGAAGACAAGUUUUUACCUGCUUUCAAUUUAACCCAUUUGGAAGAUGAGCCAUUUUGCAUUGAAAUGGCUUCAUUUAAAAAUUUAUACAUGUAUAUGCCACAGUUUUGUGCAGAAGCUAAUUUAAAUGUAUGCCUAUCACACCAUUGUACAUGUACAUAGUCUCCAAAAGUGCAUCACUUAAAUAAAGCCAUAUGAAUACCAGAAAACUGAAACAUUUUGUGAAUGAUUUUUUGAGACUCGGGUUUCUUAUUAGUGCAACUGAAACCUUUUAGAUCUCAAAAGAAAUUUAAUCAGUCACAUUCUGAAAAUAGCAAGAUCUAUUCAAAUGUAAUGCAGUUAUAAAAUUUACACGGAUGUCUUGUCCAUAACUAUACAGUUUUUCUGAAACAAAUUGUAACCUACACAUCAGUGCUUUGAAAUAUAAAAUUUGGUUUUUUCCCACUAGGUGGUGAACAACUAUUUUCAUUUCUUUUACUCUACUUCUUAAAGUCCUCGACUUGAUAGACAUUCCUCUACUAGAUUUCAAACACUUGUGAGAUUCUCUG
This is a messenger RNA of Acanthaster planci (crown-of-thorns starfish), 2637 nucleotides long. It is a transcript of the gene wdr45, whose product is annotated as WD repeat domain 45. The record is from RefSeq and is a predicted model, not a curated record. Gene Ontology annotation, molecular function: protein binding. NCBI's taxonomy places the organism in Eukaryota, Metazoa, Echinodermata, Asteroidea, Valvatida, Acanthasteridae.